Calidris pugnax (ruff) is the source of this 2874-nucleotide messenger RNA. It is a transcript of the gene CARNMT1, whose product is annotated as carnosine N-methyltransferase 1. Lineage: Eukaryota; Metazoa; Chordata; Aves; Charadriiformes; Scolopacidae. The record is from RefSeq and is a predicted model, not a curated record. The coding region runs from base 134 to 1126 and encodes 330 amino acids. The transcript has 8 exons. Gene Ontology annotation, molecular function: S-adenosylmethionine-dependent methyltransferase activity.
CGAGCCGCAGGAGCCGAGGGCGCUGGCGGCGGCGGCGGCGGCGGCCACGGCAGCCGGGGUGGAGGAGGAGGAGCGGCUGGAGCGGGAGCAUUUCCGGAGGAUCAUCAACGCCUUCCGAUACUACGGAACGAAUAUGCAUGAACGAGUGAACAGAACAGAGAGACAGUUUAAAUCUCUCCCAGCUAACCAACAGAAUCUUCUUCCUCAAUUCCUUCCCCACCUUGACAAGAUUCGGAAGUGCAUUGAUCAUAACCAAGAGAUCCUACAGACCAUCGUGAAUGACUGCGUUCAUAUGUUUGAAAAUAAAGAAUAUGGAGAAGACGGAAGAGGGAACAUUACACCAGCUUCAACAUUUGACAUGGAUAAAUUAAAAUCCACUUUGAAACAAUUUGUAAGAGACUGGAGUGAAGAGGGAAAGCCUGAGAGAGAUUCCUGCUACCAGCCAAUCAUUAGUGAAAUUACAAAGAACUUUCCAAAAGAAAAAUGGGAUUUCUCCAAAGUUAAUAUCCUGGUACCUGGUGCUGGGCUAGGUAGAUUGGCGUGGGAAAUAGCUAAGCUCGGUUAUGCUUGCCAAGGAAAUGAAUGGAGCCUCUUUAUGCUCUUUUCUUCUAACUUUGUACUCAACAGAUGCUCUGAAAUUAACUCAUGUAAGCUUUAUCCCUGGAUUCAUCAGUUUAGCAAUAAUAGAAGAUCUGCUGAUCAGAUACGUCCAAUUUAUUUCCCUGAUGUUGAUCCUCACAGUCUUCCUUCUGGUUCAAACUUCUCUAUGACAGCUGGGGAUUUUCAAGAAAUUUAUUCUGAGUGCAAUACAUGGGACUGUAUAGCAACUUGCUUUUUCAUAGACACAGCACAUAACGUUAUUGAUUACAUUGAUACGAUAUGGAAAAUACUGAAGCCUGGAGGAAUAUGGAUAAAUGUAGGUCCUCUCCUCUACCACUUUGAAAACUUAGGAAAUGAACUUUCUAUAGAACUUAGCUAUGAGGAUAUAAAAAAUGUUAUACUACAAUAUGGAUUCCAUAUAGAGGUGGAAAAAGAAUCUGUACUGUCAACUUACACUGUGAAUGAACUCUCCAUGAUGAAAUACUACUAUGAAUGUGUGUUGUUUGUGGUGAGAAAACCAGAAUAGGAGUGGUCUGAGUAGGUUAAUCAGAAGUAAAUGUUGGCUUGAAAGCUAACCGUGAGGGUAAAAUGGACUGGGUGAUGUCUGGACACAACCUCAAAUCAGUGGUGCCUUCUUAUUCCUAAUAGUAUUUAGAUAGUGUCUAUUUUCUUAAUAUCUCUUGCUAUCCAGACAUGUUCUAUGCCAUGCAUAUUUGUAAUAUACUUGUGAAAAUGGAGGAAGAAAUGUUCACAUAUACUUAUUUGUGCUUUGGAAUGCGUUAAAAACAAAAGCAAAAACAUUUUCUUGAGAGUAAAGUUUAAUGUUUGCCAUAAUCAGGCUAAUUCUCUGCAUAUGCUGCGUCAUUUUUCAUAGAUUUAUAAUUAAUAUCUUUUUUCUGCUUUCUGAUGUUACGAAUGCAUAGUGGUGCUUACUGUACUAGCUAUGUCACAUUUAGAGAAGUACUUCUAAACAUAUAUUUAAAUUAUGAAGUCUGAAGUGGUUGGAAAGUGAUAAAAUUAUUCUUGAUAGAUACAAUAGCCAUCAGAACUGUUACAGCAUUCUCUGUGGAACUGAAAUGAAAUGCAUUAUACAAAUGCUAAUCUUUGUAUCGCUCUUGACAAUUUAAUCAAAACACAGAACCUAUAGACAAUAAGAAAUACUAUGUGAAAGCUGAGUACUGAGUAAAGGAAAAGCAGCAUGUCACCAAAAAGCCGUAUGUUAACCUCAUUUCAGGAAUAACUCUGAUUUUGAUUAAUCUCUUAGUGUUGAAACUGAAAUAUGUUAGAGGCUUUGCCAUCUUAAAAUACAUUGAUUUUGAGUCACCUACUUACUGCUUAAGCCAAAACAAUGAAGCAGUAUUUUUGUUAAACAUAGUUAACAGAAAGUCAUAUUAUAACUUGAGCUUUUUAAAAGUUGAUAACAUAGCUGAGUUACUCAUGCAAAGUGUAGGUAGUGCAACAGAAAAAUCCCUGUUUCUUAAAGGGAGAAAAAAAACAGUUAUAUGUAAAUAGUGUGUGCUGUAACCUAAUCAUCUCUACCUGAGUCAGCAUAUGCAGGCCUGUUGGUAGAGUUUCCUUCUGACUUCAGGCAAUUUAGCCUUGUGACUAAGUGACUUCUUGGUUCCUUAUCAUAAUGCGUUUUGUUGUGGUUUUUUUUUUGUUCUGGCAGAUGUCCCUUACAUGAAUAUUAAACCUACAAAUUAUGAUACUAUACAAGAGACUGAGCCUUCUGUCACUUAAAAGGCACUUCAAAGUGACAGAAGUUGUACAUGAGAAAUUAUUAAUUAGUAAUCAUUGUGCUGAGAGGAGAUGUCAUGUCAGCCAUUUCGUUUUCUUAAUAAGUUGGUUACCUUAAGUACCAUUUUCAUUGAUUUUCAGAAAUUUCUUUAAAAAAUAAAAAUAUUAUGAUAAGGAAUCAAGGUUUUGGUUUUGGUUUUUGGUUUUUUUUGUCCUUUCAAAUUUGGUCAUAAUGGCACUGGAAAAUAGCCUGUUUGUUUCCCAUUCUUCUAGACCCCCUUUUUGACGGUGAGGUCCUAAUCGCAUCUCUUCAAUAGACCUGUUACUGGCUUUUGGAUUUUCCCCAUUAACGCCAGAAAUUUGUGCCUUUGUUCCUAAAUUGAAAGUCUGGAAGGAAGGAAAACACAAACUGUUUUUUUUUUUUUUUUAAUUAGUUUCAACACUGCAUAAGAGAGGGUGUGUUUGAGUACUGUGCCCCUUUCUGCUCAGAAUCGCUAUUGAGAAUAAAGGCUCCUGGUCUACAGAAGUUUUCAGUUA